Mesorhabditis spiculigera is the source of this 1437-nucleotide messenger RNA. NCBI's taxonomy places the organism in Eukaryota, Metazoa, Nematoda, Chromadorea, Rhabditida, Rhabditidae. The record is from the annotation of a GenBank genome assembly.
AUGCGGAUAGUUGAACCUCCAGUGACCACAUCCACUGCAGCAUCAAUUACAACCACAACACCGGGAUGCGCCACUUGUACCGAUACGACGCAAACAGCACCAGCCACUGGCGUAACGGACCAAGGCUACUACAGCUUUGCCACAAAUGCCGCAGGAUGCUCAACCGCUACAAAUAACUGUCCCGCUGAUGGAAAUUUGAGACUUGUCACGGACCAGGGUGUGAUCACAAUCCCUCCCACCGCAGCCGAAUCUCAAGAAUUAACGUGCACGGGAGGCAACUAUCAGACCGUCUACCAGGGAAUGACAUAUACCGUUACGGAGGAUAUUUGUUACACGAUGCCUUGCGCCUCGUGCCCAACCCCUAUCGUAGCCGCCGGUAUUACGGUCACUACCACCUACGACGAGACGUCAUUCUGCAAACGAGCACAAUUCAGCGGAUGCGCUAAUGGAUAUAAGGUCCCGAACAACGCUGGCACGAUUUUCACAAACAUCAAUGACAAUAUCCCGUGUGUCGAUUAUUCGGCAGCGAAUGCCGGUGGAAGAUGGUACACCAACCUGAACGACAACGCCAACCAGCCAGGGAAUAGUGGACGCGGGUGGGAUUCCCACACCGUGAACAUGCUGUGGGGGUGGCUAACAAUAAAAGGAUGCGACUACACGCUGAUCAUCGUCUGUGCAGCAGCCACCCUCGCCCUGAUCUCCGCCGUCAUUUCGGCAUUUCUGCUGAAGAGGCAUUGCGAGAGUCGUGCCCUAAAUAACAUGCCGUGGCGCAUCUUCCGUGAUGAUAUGAGAAUAGUGAACGAGGAUGAGGUCAAAUCGAUGUUAUCCCUCGGGUCCCAGCGCACAAAACUCUCAAAUAUGGGCAGCAGUAUGGUGAAGCAUCACGCGAUUAUUGGAGUCUAUACGCAUGCCACCUACCAUAUGUAUCAGCAGAAUAAACAGAUCAAGUUUGGGAGACAGGACCUGGUGCUGCUGAUGAGGAUGAAACAAGCCGUCCACGACAACCUGAACCCCUUCCUCGGAAUGACGUUCAACGAGAAGAACGAGUUGUUGCUCCUCUGGAAAUUCUGCUCCCGCGGUACCCUCCAGGAUCUCAUCUACAACGAGAACUUCGUGCCGGACGGGAAAUUCCACGGUGCUUUCGUCCGUGAUAUUACGCUGGGUCUCGAGUAUCUCCACACUUCAAACAUUGGGUUCCACGGGUCAUUGACCACCUGGUCGACGCUGAUUGACAGAAAUUGGCUGGUCAUGCUCACGGAUUACGGCAUUAAUGACGCGAUAAGCCGCUGGGAGAAGCACGGCUCCAUCGAGUUGGAGACUCUCAAGGAUGGGGAGGAGAAGAGUGGAGCUUGGCAGAAAAUGGGCGCGCUAUACGUUGCCCCGGAUAUCCGGAUGCAAAACGAUAAAAUAAAAACAAGAAACGACGUAUGGAUCAGG